Messenger RNA from Phalacrocorax carbo (great cormorant), 1376 nucleotides. NCBI's taxonomy places the organism in Eukaryota, Metazoa, Chordata, Aves, Suliformes, Phalacrocoracidae. The record is from RefSeq and is a predicted model, not a curated record.
UGAGGAAAAGGCGUGGCCAUGUUUGCCCACAGCAUGGAUAACAGCAGCGGUCCUUUUGUCCUCCCUACCUUACUGCUCCUGUUGCACAACAGGAGCUACCCUGAAACCUCCACCCCCACUUCUGGCUAUGAGAUGACGGCGUCACCCACAGGACCCAGCUCAAGCAGGAACCACACUGUCUUGCACUAUGAACUGAGGCCGGAGGAAAUUGCAGCAGCCAGCGUGCUUUUGGGAGCGCUGUGGCUGGUUUCUGUCUUUGGAAACUCCCUUGUUUGCUUAGUAAUCCACAGGAGCAGGAGGACACAGUCCACCACCAACUACUUUGUUGUUUCCAUGGCUUGUGCAGACCUUCUCCUCAGUGUGGCAAGCGUGCCCUUCGUGCUGCUCCAGUUCACCUAUGGCAGGUGGAUGCUGGGGAAUGUAAUGUGCAAGGUGAUAAGGUACAUACAGUACCUCACCCCGGGAGUCCAGAUAUACGUGCUCCUCUCCAUAUGUGUGGAUCGGUUCUACACUAUCGUCUACCCGCUGAGCUUCAAAGUGUCAAGAGAAAAAGCCAAGAAAAUGAUUCUGGCCUCUUGGCUUUUUGAUGCUGCCUUUGCAUCACCCAUUUUCUUCUUCUAUGGCUCCAACAGUGAUGACCACUGCAACUUUUUUCUCCCCAAUUCUUGGGAAGGAGCCAUCUACGGUAUCAUCCACCUCUUGGUGCUGUUUUUGAUCCCAUCCAUCCUCAUUAUCUUCUUCUACCAGAAGGUCGUCAAGUACAUUUGGAGAAUAGGCACCGGCGGCAUGACUGUCAGGAGGACAAUGAAUAUUGUCCCAAGAACAAAAGUGAAAACCAUCAAGAUGUUCUUAAUGUUAAACACCGUGUUCCUCCUGUCCUGGCUCCCUUUUUAUGUGGUACAGCUGUGGCACCCACAGGAAACAGACUACAGAAAGAGCUCCUUGGUUUUCCUGGCCAUCACCUGGAUCUCUUUCAGCUCUUCAGCCUCUAAGCCAGCCCUCUACUCUGUGUAUAAUGCCAACUUCAGAAGAGGCAUGCAAGAAACUUUUUGCAUGUCUGCCAUGAAAUGCUACAGAAGCAAUGCAUACACCAUCACCACCAGCUCCAGGAUAGCCAAAAAAAAUCACGUUGGGAUCGCAGAAAUCCCAGCUCCGGCCAAAACUGUCACCAAAGAAUCUAUCUAUGAUGCUUUUAACAGAGAAGCCAAGGAAAAAAAGCUUGCCUGGCCUAUUCAGUCCAAUCCCCCAAAUACCUUUGUUUAGUUGCCUUCAUUGCUUUGAAAAAUUACAACGUACCCCCAGAGCAAGAAGCUUUCUCUCCGUUUUGAGCCUAUCUACAGUUCCAUAUUUUUAACACAACUUUUAGGGAUGAAAAU